AGUAGCAGCGGAUGUGUGUUUAUGUUUGUGUGAAAAACCUCCGCGCGGGUCUGGUCCUCCAUCCGAGCAGCUCCCGGUUUACCGCUUUCUGGACCCAACCGGACUCACCGGGACUCUCCUCUGUCUGUGGUACCGUGAUGGCGGCCGGAGGCAGUUCGGUGGCGCCGCAGCUCGGAGACGUAGAAGAAGACGCUUCCCAGCUGCUGUUUCCUAAAGAGUUUGAGAACGCGGAGACGCUGCUGAACUCGGAGGUCCACAUGCUGCUGGAACACCGGAAGCAGCAGAACGAGAGCGCUGAAGACGAGCAGGAACUGUCCGAGGUCUUCAUGAAGACGCUGAACUACACGGCCCGCUUCAGCCGCUUCAAGAACCGCGAGACCAUCACCGCCGUGCGCAGCCUCCUCCUGCAGAAGAAGCUCCAUAAGUUCGAGUUGGCCAGCUUAGCCAACCUGUGUCCUGAAGCAGCCGAAGAGGCCAAGGCUCUGAUCCCCAGCUUGGAGGGUCGCUUUGAGGAUGAGGAGCUGCAGCAGAUCCUGGACGACAUCCAGACCAAGAGGAGCUUCCAGUACUGAACCGCUGAUCCGAUCCGAUUACUGAUCCGAUUUGUCCCCCUUCUUCAUUCCUUCUGCCAUAUCAAUAAAGUCUCGUCUGUUUUUUUUUA
Molecule: messenger RNA, 661 nt
Organism: Fundulus heteroclitus (mummichog)
Lineage: Eukaryota; Metazoa; Chordata; Actinopteri; Cyprinodontiformes; Fundulidae
Gene: polr2d
Product: RNA polymerase II subunit D
Exons: 5
Coding region: 12-572 (186 amino acids)
Biological process (GO): transcription initiation at RNA polymerase II promoter; mRNA export from nucleus in response to heat stress; positive regulation of translational initiation
Cellular component (GO): RNA polymerase II, core complex; P-body
Molecular function (GO): translation initiation factor binding; nucleotide binding
Source: RefSeq, a predicted model, not a curated record